Gastrolobium bilobum is the source of this 1192-nucleotide messenger RNA. Its product is annotated as glycerophosphocholine acyltransferase 1-like. Gene Ontology annotation, biological process: phosphatidylcholine biosynthetic process. NCBI's taxonomy places the organism in Eukaryota, Viridiplantae, Streptophyta, Magnoliopsida, Fabales, Fabaceae. The record is from RefSeq and is a predicted model, not a curated record. Bases 1 to 1083 code for a protein of 360 amino acids. The transcript has 8 exons.
AUGUCUGACAACGAAAACCAUGCAGAGUACACAGACAGCGAAUCCUCUGCAAAAGCGAAGCGUAGGUUCAGGGAUAGGUCGAAGGUACAUUAUGUUCAAACGAAGGAGGUCUUGUCCAAACAAGCCGUUAAGCUUGCCAAACAAGCUGCAGAACACGAAAGUUUCAUCAACAAGGUGACUCAUCUUUUGGGGGUUCUUGGCUUUGGUGGGUUUUGCUUCCUUUUAGGGGCAAGACCCCAAGAUAUUCCCUUAGUUUAUUGUGUGUUCUACGUCGUCUUUGUUCCUCUUCGUUGGAUAUACUAUAGGUCCAAGAAAUGGCAUUACUAUCUCCUGGAUUUUUGCUAUUAUGCCAAUACAAUCUUCUUGGUUUACCUUCUUUUUUAUCCAAAGAAUGAAAAGCUUUUUCUGGUUUGCUUCUCAUUAGCUGAGGGACCAUUGGCAUGGGCUUUGAUUGUUUGGCGAUGCAGCUUGGUUUUCAGUUCUGUCGACAAAAUUGUCAGUGUUCUCAUCCAUCUUUUACCUGGAUUGGUUUUCUUUACCAUUCGAUGGUGGAAUCCUGCAACCUUAGAAGCCAUGCGACCAGAGGGAAGUGCUGGAAGAGCUACAUGGGAUGUUGAAGUUAAAUCCUAUCUCUGGACGUGGUUGUUUCUGGUUCCCUUUGUGGUUUACACUCUGUGGCAGGUUCUAUACUUCCUCAUUGUCAAUGUCUUACGCCGACAACGGCUUUUAAGAGAUCCUGAAGUCAUGACUUCCUACAGGGAACUCUCCAAAAAAGCACAGAAAGCAAACAAUAUGUGGUGGCGCUUAAGUGGCUUGCUUGGGGAUCAAAAUCGCUUGUUAAUGUACAUUGUUCUUCAAGGCAUAUUUACUGUGGCUACCACGGCACUGACUGUUCCCAUAUUCUUGUCAUAUGAAUUGUCUGUAGUUUUCCAAUUACUGAAGGUUUCUGCUGCAGUGUGGAAUGGGGGAAGCUUUCUGUUAGAAGUAAUGCCUAGGCAGGUAAUUCUCAAGGAGAAAAAGAAAUUAGAGAUGCAACCUGUUCAAAUACAAAAAGAUCAAAUCAUAGAUACUGAAGGGAAAUGAUAGGAAGUUCAACAAUUCACUCGAGACAUCUUAGAGUCCUGGCAUGGAUCAAUUAUCCAUUAAUCUUACCAUACUAACCGUAACGUGUAUUACAAGUUGAGGCUGUAGU